Messenger RNA from Malassezia globosa CBS 7966, 2043 nucleotides. RefSeq lists its product as uncharacterized. Lineage: Eukaryota; Fungi; Basidiomycota; Malasseziomycetes; Malasseziales; Malasseziaceae. The record is from RefSeq and is a predicted model, not a curated record. Gene Ontology annotation, biological process: trehalose biosynthetic process. Gene Ontology annotation, cellular component: cytosol; alpha,alpha-trehalose-phosphate synthase complex (UDP-forming). Gene Ontology annotation, molecular function: trehalose-phosphatase activity. The transcript has a single exon. Bases 1 to 2043 code for a protein of 680 amino acids.
AUGUGGGAUCAAUACAGUUGGCUUUCGUAUGUCAAAGUAAAUCAAAUGUUCGCUGAGCGUGUUGUGGCAGAGCACAAACCCGGUGACAUUAUUUGGGUGCAUGAUUACCAUCUUUUGCUUGUACCCUUGCUUGUACGUCGUAUGGUUCCAGAUGCACAUAUUGGGCUUUUUGUGCACUCUUCCUUCCCAAGCAGCGAACUAUUUCGAUGUCUGCCUCAGCGUAAUCAUAUUUUAGAGGGUAUGUUGGGUGCAGAUUUGAUCUGUUUCCAGAAUCAGUCCUACGCUCGACACUUCUUAUCGUGCUGUGUUAGGAUUUGUGGCCUGGAAGUCCAGGGCCGUUGUGUCGAGUUAUCUAAUGGACGUGUGACAAAGGUGUCGCACAACAUCAUCGGCAUUGAUGUUGAGCGUGUUCGCUAUGAAGCCACCGCACCUGGAAUUGGGCUACGCAUGCAUCAACUAAGAAAUUUGUACAAAGACAAACGUAUCAUCGUGGGCUGUGACAAAUUGGACGUGGUACGGGGGGUAAUUCAAAAGUUGCUUGCUUUUUAUGAUCUUUUAUUGCAUUACCCUCAAUGGAGAGAGAAUGUGGUGUUAAUCCAAAUUACAAUUCCUGCGAUGCAUAGCUCCUUGAAACUCGAGCGUCAAGUAUCAGAGCUCGUCAGUCAAAUCAAUGGUGACUUUGGGUCGCUCAGUUUUACACCUGUGCAACAUUACCACCAAGUUAUCGAGCGGGAGGAAUACUAUGCUUUGCUUUCGGUUGCUGAUCUCGCGCUUGUUACAUCGGUCCGUGAUGGUAUGAAUACGAUGUCUAUGGAGUAUGUGGUUUGCCAAAAAGAACACCGACACAGUCCACUGAUUUUAAGUGAGUUUACAGGCACCGCAGGACAUCUUCCUGCCGCCAUCCACAUCAAUCCCUGGGAUAUUGGCGGUGUAGCUGCCGCCAUUCAUCACAGUUUAUGUAUAAGUGAUCAGGAGCGCUUUGAACGAAACAUCCAGUGUCAUGAUCAAGUGGUUUCGCAAACAUCACGCACAUGGGCAUUAUCCCUCGUUCAGCAGAUGCUGAUUCGAUUACGGCAUCGUUAUUCGGCACAUUCGACCCCCAUUUUGGAUACAAACCUCUUGGUCCAACAUUUUAGAAGUGCUCGAAAACGUUUGUUCUUGCUGGAUUAUGAUGGCACGUUGACUCCUAUUGUCAAGGAUCCUGCAGCCGCUGUUCCGUCACAGCGUCUGUUAGAUGCAAUGCAUGCUUUGACAAACGAUACCCGGAAUAUCGUGUACAUUAUUUCUGGACGUGACGAAGCCUUUUUGUCUAAACAUUUCAGUCAGUUUCCAGCGUUGGGUUUGUCCGCUGAGCAUGGAAGCUAUUUCAAAGAGCACGGUAUUGGCAGCACGUGGCAGAACCUGUCAGCGGAGCUUGACAUGUCUUGGAAGGGAGAUGUUUUAAAUGUGUUCCGCUACUUCACUGAUCGGACUCUUGGCAGUAAUAUCGAAGAGAAAAAAAGCAGCAUCGUUUGGCACUACCGAAAUGCAGAUCCAGACUUCGGCUCUUUUCAAGCUAAAGAAUGCCAGUCUUUGUUGGACAAUAUACUCUCUCAAAAUGAUUUGCAGGUUGAAGUUGUGGUUGGCAAGAAGAAUGUGGAAGUCCGUCCACUCGCAAUCAACAAAGGCGAAAUAGUCCACCGGAUUUUGUAUUCAAACCCUGACACAGACUUUGUUUUCUGUGCGGGUGACGACAAAACGGAUGAGGACAUGUUCAGAUUUCUGUCCAACCUUGCAAAUGACACCUCCGAGAAAGAGCCUUCAUCACCUACCGGUGGUAUGAACACCAUGAUGAUCAUGCCUCCUGCACCUCUGAGUCGGUCUUCAUAUGUUAAUGCCACUUCACUGAGCCUCAAACUCAAGCGCGACCAAAUUUUCACUUGCACUGUUGGCCCCAAUUCAAAGCGGACAAGAGCCGAUUGGCAUGUUGGCGACGUUCACGGCGUGAUUGACUCUCUUUUGGGAAUGGUUGGAACUUCUCGCGAUGCAACAUCAAAUACAUAA